CAGGAGUUGAGAGUGAUAACAACAUUUUCAGCCAUGACUCUCUCAUCAGAUGGGUAAGAAUCCUUGAUUGGUCUUAUAAUUUCUGUUCCACCAUUUUGCUGGCAAUGACAAUGACACUUUUUGUUCUAGAAAACAAUAUAAAAGAUGAUAGUUUGAUAGUUGAAGAGUUUAUUUCCAAAACGCUAUAUCCACCAAUUUGUCACAUUUGUGUUUUUUCAUCAGAAAUUAUUGGUAAUGGGUACCCUCAUGUGUGUAAAAUAUUACUGUUCUCAGAUGUUUUAUUCAUCGAUUUUAAAUGUAUUUAUUUUGCAAAACGCUAUACACUGAGUGUACAAAACAUUAAGAACUCCUUCCUAAUAUUGAGUUGCAUGCAAUGAUAGAUGUUUCCUUGGCUUUACAGAUUAAGGCUAUCAAUGGAAGGGAAACUUUGGGGAUUUUGUUUGACCACAGCCAUUCUGCUCUGUGGCAUUGGCUGCCAAUACAAUUCAAGUGAACAUCGUAAGUUACGUUUUCCCUUGUAAUGUAAACAACACCAAAAUCAUUUGAUUGAAUACUACAUUUUUUAUGCUCAUCAGUCACAAAGGCAUUGCAUUUGAUAUUUAUUCUUAAAAAGUGAACAUUUAAUUUCAAGGGGCUUAAAUCUGAUGUAUUGCUAGUGCAUUUCAAAAAGGGUUUCAUAUAUAUAUAUAUAUAUAUAUAUAUAUAUAUAUAUAUAUAUAUAUAUAUAUAUAUAUAUACAGUGGGGGAAAAAAAAUUUUAGUCAGCCACCAAUUGUGCAAGUUCUCCCACUUAAAAAUAUGAGAGGCCUGUAAUUUUCAUCAUAGGUACACGUCAACUAUGACAGACAAAAUGAGGAAAAAAAAUCCAGAAAAUCACAUUGUAGGAUUUUUAAUGAAUUUAUUUGCAAAUUAUGGUGGAAAAUAAGUAUUUGGUCACCUACAAACAAGCAAGAUUUAUGGCUCUCACAGACCUGUAACUUCUUCUUUAAGAGGCUCAUCUUUCCUCCACUCGUUACCUGUAUUAAUGGCACCUGUUUGAACUUGUUAUCAGUAUAAAAGACACCUGUCCACAACCUCAAACAGUCACACUCCAAACUCCACAAUGGCCAAGACCAAAGAGCUGUCAAAGGACACCAGAAACAAAAUUCUAGACCUGCACCAGGCUGGGAAGACUGAGUCUGCAAUAGGUAAGCAGCUUGGUUUGAAGAAAUCAACUGUGGGAGCAAUUAUUAGGAAAUGGAAGACAUACAAGACCACUGAUAAUCUCCCUCGAUCUGGGGCUCCACACAAGAUCUCACCCCGUGGGGUCAAAAUGAUCAUAAGAACGGUGAGCAAAAAUCCCAGAACCACACGGGGGGACCUAGUGAAUGACCUGCAGAGAGCUGGGACCAAAGUAACAAAGCCUACCAUCAGUAACACACUACGCCACCAGGGACUCAAAUCCUGCAGUGCCAGACGUGUCCCCCUGCUUAAGCCAGUACAUGUCCAGGCCCGUCUGAAGUUUGCUAGUGUGCAUUUGGAUGAUCCAGAAGAGGAUUGGGAGAAUGUCAUAUGGUCAGAUGAAACCAAAAUAUAACUUUUUGGUAAAAACUCAACUCGUCGUGUUUGGAGGACAAAGAAUGCUGUGUUGCAUCCAAAGAACAGCAUACCUACUGUGAAGCAUGGGGGUGGAAACAUCAUGCUUUGGGGCUGUUUUUCUGCAAAGGGACCAGGACGACUGAUCCGUGUAAAGGAAAGAAUGAAUGGGGCCAUGUAUCGUGAGAUUUUGAGUGAAAACCUCCUUCCAUCAGCAAGGGCAUUGAAGAUGAAAUGUGGCUGGGUCUUUCAGCAUGACAAUGAUCCCAAACACACCGCCCGGGCAACGAAGGAGUGGCUUCGUAAGAAGUAUUUCAAGGUCAUGGAGUGGCCUAGCCAGUCUCCAGAUCUCAACCCCAUAGAAAAUCUUUGGAGGGAGUUGAAAGUCCGUGUUGCCCAGCGACAGCCCCAAAACAUCACUGCUCUAGAGGAGAUCUGCAUGGAGGAAUGGGCUAAAAUACCAGCAACAGUGUGUGAAAACCUUGUGAAGACUUACAGAAAACGUUUGACCUGUGUCAUUGCCAACAAAGGGUAUAUAACAAAGUAUUGAGAAACUUUUGUUAUUGACCAAAUACUUAUUUUCCACCAUAAUUUGCAAAGAAAUUCAUAAAAAAUCCUACAAUGUGAUUUUCUGGAUUUUUUUUUCUAAUUUUGUCUGUCAUAGUUGACGUGUACCUAUGAUGAAAAUUACAGGCCUCUCUCAUGUUUUUAAGUGGGAGAACUUGCACAAUUGGUGGCUGACUAAAUACUUUUUUCCCCCACUGUAUAUGUUUUUUUUUACAACAAAUUUCUAUUAGAUCUUGUCCUUAAAUGUAUGCAUUAACCGGCAUUGUAUAUCCAGGUCAUACAGUACUGAUAGUGGACGAUGACACAUAUUCAGGAGUCAUUAGGAAUGGGAAAGGUUGUGCAUCUCAGACUAACUGUUCAGGUACAGUAUGAUAACUAACUAGUUAGUGGAGAGGUGAAACAUUGCCAAAAUAUAAGCACAUGUCAGUGCCACAGCUUAAGAUAUACAUGGAGUAUACAAAACAUUAGGAACACCUUCCUAAUGUUCAGUUGCACCCCCCCUUUUGCCCUCAGAACAGCCUAUAUUUGUUGGGGCAUGGACCCUACAAGGUGUCGAAAGCGUUCCACAGGGAUGCUGGCCCAUAUUGACUCCAAUGCUUCCCACAGUUGUGUCAAGUUGACAGGAUGUCCUUUGGGUGGUGGACCUUUCUUGAUACACACAGGAAACUAUUGAAUGUGAAAAACCCAGCAGCGUUGCAGUUCUUGACACAAACCGGUGCGCCUGGCACCUUCUUCUAUAACCCAUUCAAAGGCACUUAAAUAUUUUGUCUUGCCCCUCUGAAUGGCACACAAACACAAUCAUGUCUCAAUUGUCUCAAGGCUUAAAAAUCCUUCUUUAACCUGUCUCCUCCCCUUCAUCUACACUGAUUGAAGUGGAUUUAACAAGUGACAUCAAUAAGGGAUCAUAUCUUUGACCUGGAUUCACCUGGUCAGUCUAUGUCAUGGAAAGAGCAUAAUGUUUCAUAAUGCUUUGUAUACUCAGUGUACAUUGCCUUCUUUCCAGAUUGGAUAGGGAAUUGUACCUUACAGAAGGAAAUCCUGGGGUUCUGCAUCAUAUCCACUGGAGAGAACACAACAACAUCAGGUAGUCUUACUUUCUGUAAAACCUUACGUCGAUCUAUAACCACUGUUACAGAGUCCAGUUAUGGGUAUUCAAAACAUUCAAAUUCAUUUUAUGAAUACUUUGUUGUAAUGCUGUAUGUAUCUUUAGAACAAUGUCAUCCAGGAUUCCCCAACUGUACAUUUGAAGUGAGGAAAGAUGAACAUUCACACAUCAUAACUCUGAGUAAAGAUGUUGUCAACAAGAAAGAGCUCAACUUGUGGUUUCUACUGAGAAAGAACAUCACGUGUAAUCCAUCACAGUUCUAUCAAAAUGCCACAGGUAAAGUAGAUGUAAUAAUUUUUAUUCGUAACAUAUACUUUUAUCAGAGAUGUUUGGAUAACAUAGCCAAGCUACUGCAGCCAUUGAGGUGUAGGCUACAGCACACUGUACUUUUGGGGCAGUUUCAUGUUUUGCAUUCAAUAACUGUUAUAUAGUGCCCUCUGCUGGUACAUGCUAGAUCAAACAUACAAGUUCUGUAAUGCAGCCCUAUGGUCAGCCUACAACUACUGUUAAACUAUUAGUCCUAACCUUUCAACGGGUUGUACAUUUCCAUUUAAUUCCCAUCAAAAUAAUACAUCUACAAACACUUACACGAAUAACCAUAACAUUAUCAAUUAGGCAAAACAUUACAGCAUAUACAGUAUGUGUUUCAGUAUUAAUUGUGUGUUCCAGGGUCUGUUCAUUUGACUGUAAUGCCUGCCUGUAUAAAUGGAGGUACGUUUUCAGACGCAUGCAUGUACUGCCAUUCUUAGGGGCCCAUAUCAUAAACAGCAGGAGAGAUCUAACUGCAUCAUUUUAUUUGUAACAGUUACUAUUUUGAUUUCAGUAUGAUUUAACCAUGUGCUUUUGUAAUUAUCUAAAAGGUAAUCAGACUACUCUGGUGAAGCCAGAAACCCUUUGUGGAAAGAAUUCAACCUAUGAUGCAGAUGCUUGCAGAAGUACAGUACAUGCCAAAUAUUUAUAUACUGUCAUAAUGUUAAAAUGAGUAAUGAUUUACUGUACUGUAGUUCUAAUGAAGAAGUUCACACUAGACAUUCAAAUGUGGUCUGAGCAAAAUGCAUUGUUUUUGUUUUGAUUGAUUUGCAGAUAAGACCCCAGAUACAUUCAUUCUUAAGAUCACUGCGAAGGUACCAAAUAGUUGUCUAACAUGUGACAACCCUGUUAAGAAGCCGGAUACAAACAUAGUUUUACCCGACUUCCAACAGGAAAGCUCAAGUGGGGUCAUAAGUGCUGAUUUGGCAUCGUAAGUUUUUAGAUUUAAGAAGCACAUACAGUAUACAAUAUAUAUACAAAAGUAUGUGGACACCCCUUCAAAUUAGUGGAUUCGGCUAUUUCAGCCACACUCGUUGCUGACAGGUGUAUAAAAUCAAGCACACAGCCAUGCAAUCUCUAUAGACAAACAUUGGCAGUAGAAUGGCCUUACUGAAGAGCUCAGUUACUUUCAACUUGGCACCGUCAUGGGAUGGCACCUUUCCAACAAGUCAGUUUAUCAAAUUUCUGCCCUGCUAGAGCUGCCCUGGUCAACUAUAAGUGCUGUUACUGUGAAGUGGAAACAUCUAGGAGCAACAACGGCUCAGCAGCAAAGUGGUAGGCCACACAAGCUCACAGAACGGGACCGCCGAGUGCUGAAGCGAGUAGCGCAUAAAAAUUGUCUGUCCUCAUUUGCAAUUCUCACUACCAAACUGCCUCUGGAAGCACAAGAACUGUUUGCUGGGAAUUUCAUGAAAUGGGUUUCCAUGGCCGAGCAGCCGCACACAAGCCUAAGAUCACCAUGCUCAAUGCCAAGCAUCGGCUGGAGUGGUGUAAAGGUUGCCACCAAUGGACUCGGGAGCAGUGGAAACACAUUCUCUGGAGUGAUGAAUUACACGUCACCAUCUGGCUGUCCGACGGACAAAUCUGUGUUUGGCGGAUGCCAGGAGAACACUACCUGACCCAAUGCAUAAUGGCAACUGUAAAGUUUGGUGGAGGAGGAAUAAUGGUCUGGGGCUGUUUUUCAUGGUUUGGGCUAGGCCCCUUAGUUCCAGUGAAGGGAAAUCUUAAUGGUACAGCACACAAUAACAUUCUACACGAUUCUGUGCUUCCAACUUUGUGGCAACAGUUUGGGGAAGGCCCUUUCCUGUUUCAGCAUGACAAUGCCGCCAUGCACAAAGCGAGGUCCAUAUAGAAAUGGUUUGUCGAGAUCGGUGUGGAAGAACUUGACCUGCCUGCACAGAGUCCUGAGACCUCAACCCUAUCGAAAACCUUUGGAAUGAAUUGGAAAACCGACUGCGAGCCAGGCCUAAUCGCCCAACAUCAGUGCCCAACCUCACUAAUGCUCUUGUGGCUGAAUGGAAGCAAGUCCCCGCAGCAAUGUUCCAACAACUAGUGGAAAGCCUUCCAAGAAGAGUGGAGGCUGUUAUAGCAGCAAAGGGGGGACCAACUCCAUAUUAAUGCCCAUGAUUUUGGAAUGAGAUGUUCGACGAGCAGGUGUCCACAUACAUUUGGUCAUGUAGUGUAUUAAUACAGUAAUACUAAUAGUUUAUGUGGCAACAAACAUCUUCUGGUGGAGAUGAUGUAAUAGUGGUGGCAACAAUCAUGUUGGUUUUAGGGGAUACAAUUUAGGGGAUAUGAUUUAGGUUCAUCACAUCAAAGUCUAGACCAUGGCAAACUCUGAUCUCAUCUAUAUUUCAAUGUUCUCUCACUAUGACAGUGAGGCUAUGAAAAAUCUCUCCUUUUUGACUGAGCGGAUUGGAAAUUUCAGCACUGCAACCAUUUCAAUGGGCAAGGUUAAAGGAUUCCUUAGUAGACUUCAUAAAGAAGACCCCAAAGAUAUCAACUUUGGCUUUUCCCCUAACAAGAAUCUGAGUGUAAGUACAGUAACUUUAUUACUAGAGGUAGAACAAUGAUUACUAAUAGUCCGUUAACUUAUUAUGAAAGGAACUGUUUUAUUCUUAAACAAAAUGCUGAGAACUGUACACAGAUUGAUGAAGAUUGAAAUUAUAAUUAUUCUCCUUUGUAGAUUGUUGAAGACAGGUAUGCUCUGAAGAAAGAUUUCAAUCAAUCUGUGCGUGUGUCCAAAGAAGCCUAUGACAUGGCACUCAAUAAGAGCGGAACUUUUGUCGGGAUUCUUGUCUUUCCCAGCAUGUCCCAGGUAAACAUGAAAAUUACUUUGACUAAAAGUUACUUUUUAAAAGCAGUAAUUUAAUAUACUGUACUGUUAAGCAUAAGAGGUAAUCAUGUUACAAGUGACAGGUUACGUUACACUUUAUCCUUCCAACAUGUCUUCUCCUCACUCUUUCCAGGAUGAAAAGAAGAGCAUUGUUCUAAAUGGUGAGGUAGUUGGAAUAGACAUGGGAGUCCACAUAGCUAAUCUCUCAGACACCAUUGAUAUUGAGUACAGAAAUAUUGACAAGGUAAGAGAGACAUUGCAUCAUGUUACUGGAACAUAUUUUGAUUAGUAAGCCUAUGCAUGAAAUAAUUAAGGAGUUAUGCAUAAAUUAUAUGUUUUACACAGGUGGGAUUCAAUGUCUUUUGCAAUUCUUGGAAUGGCAAAGGUAUUUAUCUUUCUUUCUGUACAUUUUCAAACCAUUUGGUUCUUUUAAUGUAUAGAACAUUGAUCAUUUAAAAGCCAAACAUUCAACAACUUCCAACAGAGAGGAUUGUGGAAUAUUUUUCUCUUUUAGGAAAACUACCCAAUUGGACCACAGAUGGAUGUCAAACCUUGGAGAGCAACAAUAGCAUAACGUGCCAAUGCACUCAUUUAUCAUUUUUUGCUAUACUAAUGGUGAGACGUCCUCUCCAUCAUCUCCUGUUUAAAGUUAUGUUUCUGUGACACUUUUAAUCACAUCCAUAAGCUUAUUCACUUCUUAUUGUGAUCAUACACAGUCACCUCCACCAAAUAACAUCAGUGCCUCAGAUGUGGCAUCUCUAACCUACAUUAGCUACAUCGGCUGUGGAUUUUCUAUGUUCUUCUUGGGAAUAGCUCUCUUCAUGCAGUUUGUGAUAAGGUAUUUUUCAUUAUUCAACACAACACCGUACAGUGUGAGUAUGAUGACCAGUAGAGCUCUAUAGCAGGGCUGACGAGCUAAUUGAGAAUACUGAUGCUGAAACAACAAACUCUUUUCUCUUCUGGUUUCACAGCAAAACCAAAUCUAGCCAAGCCACCAAGAUCCUUGUCAACCUCUUCUUGGCUAUGUUGUUCCUGAACCUGACCUUUCUGAUCAACGAGACCAUUGCAGCCAUGGGGAGCUAUGUUGCAUGUGUCAUCAUAGCAGCAGUCAUGCACUACUCCAUGUUGUCCACCUUCACCUGGUUCCUCAUUGAGGCAGUCCACUUGUUCCUGCAGCUGAAGAAACUCAACGCUAACAUCAAACAUUAUAUGCUGAAGGUUUACGUUGUGGGAUGGGGUGAGAACAAAGUAAUAUUUGGGUGUAUUAGAAUGCUCCUCAAUGUACAUUAUUGAUUGACACAACAUACAGAUGUACUAUCUUAAUUUGAUUACUCUGUUGUCGCAGAGAAUUGUCCUGCAAAGCAGGAAAUGCAAACUUGUAGUGUAUUCUAGGUUUAAAAAGGCUUUUAAAGUUUGUAAUAUCUACUUAAAAAUGAUACACUUGACUAAUGAAAAAUGUAUCAACCCCUACAAUAAUGUCCAUUCAUUAUAAUCCACACAAUAUUUCACAUUUCCUUGUUGCUGCAGGAUUAUUUUCCUACUGUGAGAAACUAUUCAAAUUAAAACAGUAUAUCUGUGCCUACGGUUUUAUCUCCUCUGAUUGCACUAAAUCAUACCAGUUGCAUCAUGCAUCUGGCAUCAACCCAGUGUGAAUGUUUCUCCUUUUCUCCAGUCCUUCCAGCUCUAGUGGUCAUCGUCCUUCUGGGACUGGAAAAAUAUAAAUUAAUGUCCAUAAAAACAGAUGAUGGGAAUUCAGUGAAAAUGUAAGUGGAAAUUGGACUUUUGGAAUUGUCUGUUCUUUGUCCUAAGGAUAUGAUAAUCAGAAACCAUUUACCUCAUCAACUGCUGAAAUACAUUUCAGGUGCUGGAUCACUGACAUCUACAUCCAUUAUGGAGUCAACAUCGGCUAUUACGCCUGGGUGUUUGUCUGGACUUUGACCAUCUUCAUCAUUGUAGUGAGACGGAUCUUUUUCCUGAGGAAGACCAAGGCAGGCGAGGGCCAGAACGACCCAGCGUCCAAGAACACCCUGACCAUCCUGGGGCUGCUCUUCCUGCUGGGCCUCACCUGGGGCUUUGCCUUCUUCAGCUUCGGACCCAUGGUCAUCCCAUCCUACUACAUCUUUAGCAUACUCAACUCCUUCCAAGGUAGGCAUCACUCAAUAAUGACUGGGGUUUAGUGUGUGGUUGUCCAUGUAUCAUAGGGCCAGGACCUUUUGCCUAACCAUGUGACCAGACCAGGUUAAACUUCCAGCUCUAGAGAUUUUCCUGGUCAGGUCAUGCUGUGUGUCAUAGUUGAUGUCUAAAGCCAUUCCAGGACUGAUAGUGACUGAGCUUCCAUCUUUCUCCAGGCUUCUUCCUGUUCCUCUACUACUACAACACCAACACGAUUGUUGGUGAUGACAGGAACUCUGUAUUCACCAACCAGAGCACCUCUACUUCUUCAAACAUCUAUGACGUCACUCCCAGUCUCAAUAAGUAGCUUAGAUCGGGGCCGUUGGUGUAUCUUACAACAUUAGGUUUAUAAUUGCAAUACACUGAGCACAACCAAUCAUGACAAAAUCAGGAAGUUUUUAAGAUGUUUAAUACUCUAUUUAAUAAAUGAAAAGUAUAUAUAUUUUUUUAACUCUAUUUCUAUUUGCUUAUCUUUGUGCAAGAAUUACAAGAAUUACUUAUUUCUGUAAUUUAGUUGUUUAUAUAUAGUCCUUAAAAAAAAUAAACACAUUGAAAAUGCUAUCAAUAUCAAUGUUGUUGUUACAGUAUAGAAUGUUACCAAAAGAAUUUCGGUUUAAAGGGAAAUUACAAAAAUGUUCAACUUCAUAUUUAUCAUCUCCAGCACCACCCAUCAACAUAAUGUGAAAAUGGCACAUUUCUAUGUUUUGUAGUAAAAAAGAUAGAGGAAGAUAAGUGUUUCCAAUGACAUCAUCAGUCAAUUAGUAAACAAUUAGUAGGUAAUGCCUAAUCAUAAUUGGUAAAAAUCACAUGAUGCACACCGAUGAUGUCAUUGGAAACACUUAUCUUCCUCUAUCUUUUUUUACUACAAAACAUAGAAUUGUGCCAUUUUCACAUAUGUUGAUGUUGGGGUGGUGCUGGAGAUGAUGAAUAUGAAGUUAACAUUUUUUGAAAUGUCCCUUUAAGGUAAUGAAAUCUUAAUUACUGUAUAGUAAAUCAGUAAAUCAGUUUGACACAAGGGGGCAGUCUUGUCCAACUUUAGAUCUUACUAUAGCGUGAGAGCUGAUCAGCUACCUUCUCUCUCUCGCUCUCUCUCUCUCCCUCUCUCUCUCUCUCUCUCUCUCUCUCUCUCUCUCUCUCUCUCUCUCUCUCUCUCUCUCUCUCUCUCUCUCUCUCUCUCUCUCUCUCUCUCUCUCUCUGUAUCUAAGUCUUCAGGGGUCUUGAAUUCUGAAUGA
Messenger RNA from Coregonus sp. 'balchen', 9795 nucleotides. The record is from the annotation of a GenBank genome assembly. NCBI's taxonomy places the organism in Eukaryota, Metazoa, Chordata, Actinopteri, Salmoniformes, Salmonidae.